This is a messenger RNA of Heterotrigona itama, 1874 nucleotides long. The record is from the annotation of a GenBank genome assembly. NCBI's taxonomy places the organism in Eukaryota, Metazoa, Arthropoda, Insecta, Hymenoptera, Apidae.
AGAGAGAGAGAGAGAGAGAUCGAUCGCGUCGUGUUCGUACGCUCCUCUUGCUGCGUCGGCGAGGGAAAUCGAGCCUACGAGGAACGAACAACAGAGGCGAACGUGGCGACGGCGGAUCGAUAGAUCGCGUUCGAUGCCACGGUGGCGGGUAACGAGGCAAAACGAAUAACGAGCAACGAGCAACGAGCAAAUGAGUAACGAUGUAGAGAAGAGGCAAGGACGCGGUCAAAUUAACCCUUUGCACUCGACCGUAGGGCUGGUCGAGUGCUUGAAUCAAGCCAACAGCUUUCUCUUUUUACAAGUUUCUUCGCUGAUAAUUAUAAUGGACGGGCACCGUUUAGCAGAGCAACCAUACUCGCAAGCAAUCACAAGUUUCUUUUUCAUUUUACUUAAAAGUAAAGUAAUCUGUAAUACAAGUUAAACUGUAUUGCCACUGGGUGUAUUAAAUUUGAAGGAGAUUACCGGUAUUUCUCUGGUUUCCAGAGAGAAGAGAUUUCUCGAGACAAUUGACACUCGAUGAUUCGCGUAUUCGCGCCAGCCUUUGCAAUUACGCAUCCGAUUAACAAAGAAUAGAAUACAGGGGAUAAAAAUAAGAGUAAAAAGAAGGAGAGAAAUGAAAUUGACAGAAAAAAAUAAAGGAGAAUAAAGAUGAAAAUAAAAUAAGAUGCAAAAUAAAGAGUGAAACCUAGAGUAAAAUACAAAAUAAAAAAAGAGAAACAGAAAAUAGGUUAAAACGUAGAAUAAAAUGAGACAAACGUAAACUAGACUUUCUCUUGCUUCUUAUAAAAGUUGCAAACAUGCCGGCGGAUGUUAUUUUAUUUAUAUUGCCAGAGAUACUACUCUAGAUACUAUACUUGCUGCAGCACACUCGCAGUGCCCGGGUGUUGCUUCAAACUGCAUGUUAGAAAGCAUGUGAUCGGCAAAAUUUCGUUGCAAAUGCCAUUUGAAGGAUUGUCUCCGGUGUUGGUGGCAUUUAAUUUGAAGCUUCGGGAAUAAAUUACUUGCGAAAAUUGUAUGCUUGUGAAGGGCAAUGGGGGUCGAACCUACCGGAACGAUUGAAACGUUGAAAAAUCGGUGGAUGGGUGGAUAAAACAUAGUAGGAUAAGGUGGAUAAAAAGUCGAUUCGAUCGGGAGGGGUGGGAAGACGAGGACGAGGGGGAGGCGCGUAACGUCGUUAAUGGAUUUCGGCGGCGCGUGCGACAGCGACGCACGGUUCGGCGCGUGCGUUCUCCGCGAGACCGUUUUUCACCCCUCUAUAUAUUUCGAGGAAGCACGAGAUGAACCGGUACACGGCACGCGAUUUUCGCAGCAGGUAGAACGACACACAACUGGUGCUUCAACUUGCAAACUGAUCCGAAUCGAGGCGGAAUCGACGAUAUGACGUGCCAGCGUGCAGCUCUCGCUCUCUCGAUCGUGGUCCUCUCGAUCGUCGACUGGGCAACGACCGUGCAGGUUCGUCACCGCGGGAGCAAAACGCCGCGGUGCAACAGCAACGAUCACGAUAUCAGUCGAUCGUCCCGGCGUUCUACCUGGCGGAAAGGAGCGAGAAAGGGGCGAGGGAGAAGGAUCGGUUGUCGCGGAACCUCGAUCAGAUCGGCGGCGGCAACCUGUUGCGCCGGGGACUGUCCUCCGCGAUGGAACGAGGUGGCUCGUUCGACGGCCAGCGAUGGCUGUCGUCGCGAAGGAAUCUCGAUCAAAUAGGAGGCGGCAAUCUGCUUCGAAGCGCGGCCGAUCGGGGCGAGCGGAACUUGGACAGCAUCGGCGGAGGGAAUCUCGUGCGAGAUGCCGACGAGAGUUCUGCGUUCCGCAGGAACUUGGAUCAAAUCGGCGGGGGAAAUUUGGUGCGAGAUUUGGCCAACAACGAUAACGCGUAG